GAAAGACCGAAAAUCAAAACGCGAAUAAUCUGUGCAUACAAAUUUCCAUCAGCAUCAAUUUUCCGGCUUACCCACAUUUUGCCCCAGUAGUGUGUGUGUUUUUUUUCCACAGCUGGUAUUUAAGUCUAUCUGAUUUCAGUUGUUGCUGUUGGUGAUCUUUCGCGAAAUCUCGGCUGCUUCUGCUCUGUUAUGAUGGUUAAGCAUUAGGUCUCCGCUGACAUGUCUGCCGGGUUGGAUGCUCGCUCCGAUUUUUCGGUUGAUCCAUAGCCAGAAGAAAAGAGAUUUUUAUUUUUAAUCUUGUUCGAAACGCAUAACCGGUAGCAUCGCAGCAUCUCGCACUAUUGGCAUACAUCUUUUUUUCCUCGUUAUUCGGUUCACCAGAAGAAAAUGCGCGUUUUUGGUCGUGUGAGCAAUUUUGUUUCGGUUGAUCGUUAGUUGGAACCCGCGUGUGAAACUCUUCUUUUGUGCGGUUAAAAAUUUACACGCCUAGUUCGGUCUCUACAACAGAUUGAAGUUACGUGCCGCCAAACGUCGGAGUCUGGAGUGUGCGGUUUACAAAUUAUCCAGUUAAUUGGUUUAUUAACUUGCUAGAGAACAGUAGCUCUUGAAUGAGCAGAACGGUUCAUAAAUUUUCUCUGGCGCCUAUAUCCCAGAAGAAAAUGCAACCGGAAGAGUACGAAAACACCGGAUGGUUGUCGUAUUUCAGCCGCCAUAAAACAACAUACACGGCUGCGGACAUUCACAAAAUAAGCAACGAGCUGAACAAUGUCUGCAAGAACCUUACGGCGACCCAAUACGCGUACGGUGAACUAAGCAGUGAACUCAAGGCCCUCAAAAGUCUCCAGGAGCAGCAGGAGUACGAGAGGGUGGCCAACAGCAAGUCCAGCAGCUCAUCAAAAUCAACCGAAAAACGAAUCACUCAACAGGCGGACGAAAUAAAAUCUCUCAAGAACGAAUUAGCAGGUUGUAAAAAUGAUCUACUGAAGCAGAUUAACGCGUUGAAAGUGAAUUUGAGUGAGUCGAUCAAGAAGAAGGGUAAGCUCGGGGGAGGGCAGCUCCCAACCGGAGCUUCCCUCAGCAUUGAAAGUAGAAUUAUUGCUCUAGAUGCCCAACUGGAUCAGUUGGCGUCGGAAAAUAGAGACAGGGUCAACUGUCUCGAAACGCGUCUGAAUCUGCUGGAACAGCACCACGAGCAGGAAUGCUCCGGGGCUCUUAAAAAGCUGGAAUCAUCCACCAACCGGAAGUUACAGGACCUAACAAAUCUACUGGUGGAACUUCAACGAAAAAUGGACACCAGUGAAACCAAGCUGGACGAACAGAUAAGAAAUCAAUCCAUGAGCCAGGAUGCGAUCUACGAGGAACUGGAUCAACGAAUGGAUGUGUUCUCGGCCAAGUUGAGAGAACUUCACGCCAGAAUAGCCCAUCUGGGUCAGAGAGAAGAUAUUGGUUCGACUUUUGUUUAAGUUAGCGUGACCUGAGUAGCGGAUGUGAUUCUAGUUAUAUGUUUUAAAAAUGUUCAAGAUGCUGUUACCAACGAUAUUUACAGUUUUAUUACUGUCAUGUUCAGUUCGCUGCAGUGAGCUAGAAAC
Molecule: messenger RNA, 1589 nt
Organism: Uranotaenia lowii
Lineage: Eukaryota; Metazoa; Arthropoda; Insecta; Diptera; Culicidae
Exons: 3
Coding region: 609-1463 (284 amino acids)
Source: RefSeq, a predicted model, not a curated record